AUGUCUAAACAGGAUAAAUAUAUGCAGGAACUGAAAGCACAAUUACAGGCUCGAACUGAUAAUCAAAGGCCUUAUAGACGUAAAAUCAAUUUGACAUCAUGUAUACAUAAUACUGUUACGGUGAAGAUAGAGAACACGCCGGAAGGCGGGAUCGCUUACUUCCGGACAGACACAGCAUACAAUCUCGUGCAGACGACAGGUGGAACGCUAGUACAUGAGUGUAAAUUCGAAGAAUGUAACAUAAACUGGGAUGAGAAAUUCCAUGUUGUUGUUCAGAGAUAUGUUUAUAUUCAAACACAUCAUGACGUCAUUAUUUGGUUUAUAUGUAACACAGACUUUGGUGCCAUUCAGCCGCUGGAUAUAGACUUUCUAGGGAAUGAGGACAGUAAUUUUACGUUAGUGAAGUACAAACCGGAAGUGUCUUUGAUGCUUUACAAUGGAGGUGCGCGUCUUGACAGCGGAAGUGCAGUCAAACUUGGUGACGAGCUUACCAUGAUCAUGACUGUAACCAACAAUGUAAACGAUUAUUUUGACAUCAGUGCCAAAGCUUGUUAUGCAUCUGGUAUUAUCCUGCUAGAAGAUCACUGUCCUGUAGAUGAGAAUUUGUUCGGACUCUUUAAUUCAACUGCCCAUGGCUAUUUAGUUAACACAUUCGGCAUGUUUCGACCAACAAACAUUGCUGGAGGACCGACUGAAGUUGUAUUUACCUGCAUUUUGAAGGUCUGCAUGUGGAAUUGUCAGGAGGUAACUUCUGGCUAUUUUUACUUAUGA
Ruditapes philippinarum (Manila clam) is the source of this 771-nucleotide messenger RNA. RefSeq lists its product as uncharacterized. The coding region runs from base 1 to 771 and encodes 256 amino acids. The record is from RefSeq and is a predicted model, not a curated record. The transcript has 5 exons. NCBI's taxonomy places the organism in Eukaryota, Metazoa, Mollusca, Bivalvia, Venerida, Veneridae.